UUCGGCUGGCACGCGCGAAGGGCCCCCGCGACGUGGGGGCGCCCGGGCCCCGGCGCGGGGAGACGGAGGAAGCGGCGGAGGAGGGAGCGAGCGGGCGAGCGAGAGAGCGCGCGGCGCGCUGGGCCGGCGGGGGGCGGGAGGUGGCACCUUCUGCGCUGCGCCCCCCGCGAGACGAGGGACCUCGUGGCUGAUCCUGCAGGAAGGUGGAUUCUUGGGCUGAAGUCAAGGACCAUGUCCCCGGGUGUGUAGAGAUGAUUUGCAGCUCAGCCCGGUGGCCGCUGACCGGAUGAGACUAUGGGCUGCACCUCCGCCAAGCAUGUAGCCACUGUUCAGAGUGAAGAGGAAGCCCAGAAAGGGAAGAACUACCAGAACGGAGAUGUGUUUGGGGAUGAAUAUAGGAUCAAACCGGUGGAAGAAGUUAAAUACAUGAAAAAUGGGACAGAAGAUGAGCAGAAGGUAGAAACCAGAAACCAAGAAAACUUGGAAAAAAGUGCCAGUUCCAACACCAGACUGAAAACUGGUAAAGAGGUCCCGGGAUUGGUGCACCAGCCCCGAGCCAACAUGCACAUCUCAGAGAGCCAGCAGGAAUUCUUCAGGAUGCUGGAUGAGAAGAUCGAGAAGGGUCGAGAUUAUUGCUCAGAGGAAGAGGACGUUACAUAGCGCCCUGUGCCGCCCCUCGAGUCCGGAGCAACUACUGUGUAAAUAGGUUACACCCCAGUGGAAAUCCAAUUACCAAGGAUUCUUGUCUACACCCAACAGCACUUCAAAGCCGAAGAUGGUGGUUUCGAAGCCUCCGUCCAACCCAUUUGAUCACAGUGUUCCUUCACAAGCUCGCCAAAGGGAGAGUGCUCCCCCCAAAACAAAGCCUUCUGGAACUUUCUUUGUGGGCUGCCACUUAAAGCACUGCUGUCUCUCUUCUCUCGUGUUGGGGUAAGGUGGCAAACUUUUGGAGUGGUGCCUGAAAGAUAACUGGAGUUUUUUAGAGGUUCUCCAGAGGCCAUGGUGAAUCCGCUCUCAGACUUCUAGAAAGUUCCACAGCCAUUUGCCCCGUCUCUUCAAAUGUCCCCCAAAUUCUUGACCCUCCCACCCAGGUUACCCCGUAUGGCCCUUGCUUCCUUCAGGGUGAUGCCGAGCUUUGGGGUAGGGACGGCGGCCACAGCUGUGACGGAGAUGGCGUUAGGCAGACUCAUUGGCCCUGGGCGGGUGUUGGGGGUCUGCACCCCAACUCUGCUGGCAGUGCUCAGAUGAAGUCAAUCGUAAUCACUCCCCGACUUUUUUUCUAAGAAAAUAAACAUUUUACUGUUUUUAUGUAA
Messenger RNA from Suncus etruscus (white-toothed pygmy shrew), 1313 nucleotides. It is a transcript of the gene C7H1orf21, whose product is annotated as chromosome 7 C1orf21 homolog. The transcript has 6 exons. Bases 295 to 660 code for a protein of 121 amino acids. The record is from RefSeq and is a predicted model, not a curated record. Lineage: Eukaryota; Metazoa; Chordata; Mammalia; Eulipotyphla; Soricidae.